GCGGGAUUUUACCGAUCAAGAGUUCAGUGAUGUGUUGUUUUUCUUUUCUUUUCUAUCUGAUUUGGUUGGGGAGCUCUUGGUCUUUCUUUUUUUUGCCGGCAAUUAUUUAGUGAUGUGCAUAAAUCUGAUGGGGUAUUGUGAGCGGGGAGAAGAAAUGGAAAGGGACUAGCUUGCCAUCUUUCAUGAGUUGUGGUCGGUUUGAGAGCUUUGAAAGGGGAGAGCUGGUCCAAGAGCUAUGGGCAACUCAUGUGUUACCGGUUCCGUCCAGUCAAACCAUGGACAGAGCCAGGAACCCAACGGGGCACAGACAACCUUCAAGUGGACGGUCGAUGGUUUCUCUUCCCUUCUUGAUAAGGGUAAUGGAUGGACCAACUCCAGUGUGUUUCAGAUCAGGGGGCUUAACUGGCACUUAAAACUGAACCCAAGGGAUACAAAGAUUGGCGGUGUGAAAGAAUAUGUUUCGCUUAAGCUUGUGCUAGCCCAACAACACGUCAGAUCUGGCACGGUUGUGGAUGCAUCUUUCAAGUUCUUGAUAUAUGACCAGUCAUAUGGAAAGCACAAUAAAGAAUAUCAAGUGAGCCACAACUUUCAGAGUACAAGCUCAAUCUCUGGAACCUCAUACAUGAUACCUCUCAGGACGCUAAGGGAGAAGUCGUCCAGACUCCUUGAUAAGAAUUGCUGUAUUUUUGGUGUUGAGUUUGGAAGAGUUGUGGUUGCUAAAGGUAAUUUUAUGUCGGAGACGCUGUUUGUUCAGAAGAUUAACAACAUCUGCAGUGACUCACAAGUCUACAACUGGAGCAUUGACGACUUCUUCUUGUUGAAGAACCCGAGCACCUCUCCAGAGUUUGAGCUUUGUGGACACAAAUGGUUCAUCACUAUCCAUCCAUCUGGAGAAGAUAAGAGUGGGAACUACCUUUCCUUGUACCUGAGAAUGAAGGUGUCGGAUACUCUCCAUCAGAGCUCUGGAAACCUGGUAGAACUUAGCAUAAGCAUCAAAGACCAGGAAACUGGCAAGCACCGGAAACUAUCAGACCGGUGCCAAUUCUCAAAGAAUUCACCCAGUUGGGGAUGGCCCAAGUUCAUAUCGCUUGAAGAUUUCAAGGACUCGUCAAAUGGUUUUCUCUUGAAGAAGAAGUGCUGCAUUGAAGCUCAGAUUGCGGUCAUUGGUUCCUCUAAGAUAGAGUAGCUAGAUUACUCGUCUUCCGCAUAUGCUCAUUUGUGUGCCUGUAUUUAACUUGAAUUGCUAUUCUGCCUCUGGGUAUUUAGUCGUUUGCUUGUGCUGAACGUACAAGGAGUCUAAACCUGAUGACGUUGACAUGUAUUAUGAUGUGUUUCAUGCAUGUGGGUGAAGCUUUAGAUAGAAGUAAAUGCUUAGUGGAAGACACUCGAAUAGAAAUGACAAGAUGCCCUGUGCAUUGUUGCGGACAUCUUCAACUUUA
This is a messenger RNA of Lolium perenne, 1439 nucleotides long. The record is from RefSeq and is a predicted model, not a curated record. NCBI's taxonomy places the organism in Eukaryota, Viridiplantae, Streptophyta, Magnoliopsida, Poales, Poaceae.